This is a messenger RNA of Malurus melanocephalus (red-backed fairy wren), 5271 nucleotides long. RefSeq names its product sperm flagellar 2 (gene SPEF2). Gene Ontology annotation, biological process: sperm axoneme assembly. Gene Ontology annotation, cellular component: sperm midpiece; manchette. The record is from RefSeq and is a predicted model, not a curated record. The transcript has 34 exons. Gene Ontology annotation, molecular function: protein binding. The coding region runs from base 30 to 5114 and encodes 1694 amino acids. NCBI's taxonomy places the organism in Eukaryota, Metazoa, Chordata, Aves, Passeriformes, Maluridae.
GGAACCGGGCGGCGGCGGCGCCUCACGCCAUGUCCCAUCUCCUGUGCGAGUGGCUGAACGGGGAGGUGAAGCUCUCCCGGCACCUCGUUCCAGGAUUAUUUCCAGAAGAAUUUUCUACUGGCUACCUUCUAGGAGAACUUCUACACAAAUAUGGUCUUCAGGAUGACUUUGAGCAAUUUUCAAAGAGCAGAAAUGCAGAUGCAAAAAUUAGCAAUUUUUCUCGCCUGGAACCCACAUUUCACCUCCUUGGUGUGAAGUUUGAUAAGAAAGUGGCCCAAAACAUCAUGACAGGACAGCAUGGGGCUGCAACAAAUCUUUUAUAUGAAUUGUAUAUUGCUUUAGAAAAAAACAGAAAGGCAAAGCUCACUGGUGUAGCCGUGGAACCAMUGAGACCUGCAGCACCUGCAAAGCCUAAGUCUGUUGCAAGUGGAAAUCGAGAGCAUUACGUAGAAAAAAAGAGACAAAAUGAAGUAAUGGCCAGGAAUCAAACAGCUGUUACAGAGAUUAAAAAACAACCACCAAGACCUGCCAUAAAAUCUAUUGAAGCCAAAAGAUUAUUGAAGAAGAAAAGAGAAGCACAGAAYGUAUACAAGGAGAUAGAAAAGUUUGAGAAGUCUAUGACAGGAAGUGCCUCUGCCAUCCACAGCCAGGUGACUGACAGUGAUAUGCAGGAAUUAUUGCAAACACAGAAGUUGCAAGAAACAACUCUAGAAACUAUACUAGAGACACAAACUGAGCUGUUAAAUAUUUAUUCAGACGAUGAAUAUAUAAGAAAAAUUCAAAAACGUUUAGAGGAAGAUAAGUUCGCAAGAGAGCAACGAGCAAAGAGACGAAGAAGAAUGCUAGUGGAUCAGYUAGCAGCACAUGAAAUUCAAGAGAAGGCUUACCGGGAGGAGCAGCUAAUUUACAGACUUAUGAAACAGUCUCAGCAUGAGCGGAGGAUUGCUGCUGAACUCAUGCAUGUUCGGCAUGAAAAAGAGGUGCUAAAGCAAAACAGGAUUUUCAGGGAAAAACAAUAUGAAGAAAGACGACAAAAAGAGUUCCAGGAAGCUCUUGACAGAGAAGCGGCUCUUGCAAAACAGGAAAAAAUUGAUAACGAAGAACAAAUAAUCAAGGAAAGAGAAUAUCAUGAGAGAAUGGCUGCUGAAAGAGCUCAAGCACGCUAUAAAAAGCAUUAUUCUAUAUGCUGGGAGAUGAUAAGCCAAAUCAUUGAUUUGUCAACAAAAAUAGGAGAAUAUCGUCAACGGAUGAACAACCGUGUGCCAUUCAAACUGAUACUGGAUUGGAAGGAAUGUUUUAUAAAUGGAAAACCAAUAUAUGAACAAGCUUCCAUUCAACCUUUACCAGACGAACCUAGCCCAGAACAACUUGUAGAGCUGAAUAAAAUGAGUCUGUUAGAUGAAAGAGAUUAUGGUGAAUACAAGAGUAUGACAGGGAAAUGGAGUCCAACUGAAGAGAACAGUGAAAACAAACCUCCUCUUAAUAAUAACAUACUGGGUCAUGUGCUUCGUAGAAUGAUGGAGAUGUUCUAUCCUCCAAAACCCAAAUCUUCACCUGAGUUCCCUUCAUUUCCUGUCAAGGGAUGUAUUUUGGGAAAAAUGUUUAGUGGGAAAACUACCUGUGCAAAGUUUAUUGAAAAAGUUUGCAAUAUUCAGGUACUAUCUGUUGGUACUCUGGUUCAGGAGGCCAUUGAAGCUUUUCUUAACAAUGAAAUGAAAAGUGAACACGACGUGAUUUCACAGGAAACAGAGAUUUCAAUGGAGCAGGAGAUUGAACAGGUUCCAUUUGGUUCAGAAGAACAAAAUGAGGAGGACUUACCAAAUUCACCACCAGAUCUUCUAGAGGAAACCCAAACAGAAACCACCACAGAACCUAUUUUAGACAAUUGUCCUGUUGAAGAGGAUCCAUCUCAGAAUCCAUCUCAGGAAGAAUUUGAAUCAGAUAACAGCCAAAAUGGCCUGUCUGAGCUAUCCGUACGUGCCCAGCUUGGUUCUGCAUCACAGGAAUGGUUGAAGAGAGGAAAAAGUAUUCCUGAUGAAUUAUUAAUUGACAUCCUACUGGAAGCCAUUAGCCGAAUACCACCAGAGAAGGGGUGGAUUGUGGAAGGGUUUCCAAUGACAAUUAAUCAGGCAAAGCUAUUUGAAAAAUCCUAUACAGGCUUUGAUCUAGAAGCAAAAGAUCCAAUUUGUGAAAAGAUGUCACUUGCUGUAGAUCCCAGAGUCCCUAAGGAGCCUCCUCCCAUCCCACCUGCAUUUGAUGUUUCAAUAUUAUUGGAUGUUUCAGACAGUGUGGUGCUGAACCGUGCAGCUGAUGUAAAGUUAGAAAAAAGGAGGGCAUCUCAAACUGAACAGAACAGCGAUCAAAAUUCAGAUACUGAAAUCCUAGAAGAGAGGAUUGACAUAGCCAGGGAGCAGGUGCUGCAUAGAAUUUCAGGCUUUCUGAAGACAUGGCCAAAAUUAGAGAAAUGGUUUUCAGUCCAUCGGAACACUCUAGUGAAAGUAAAUGCAGAAACAGAAGAAAGUCUUGUGUGUGAAACAGUGAAGGAAAUUAUAAUAGAAGAAAUUGCAAAGCAUGAGAACAGAAGGGCUGCUGAAGAAAUAGCACCAGAAGAAGAAAAGGUUUUACCAGUUCCAGGUGAAGAAGAGGAGGGUUUAUCAGUUACAGGUGAAGAACAAAAGAUUUCACCAGUUACAGAUCAGCCUCUUCCCUCUCCUGAGGCACCACCACCGAUUGAACCAGGAUCAGAUGAAUGGAUUUAUGUUGAUGAACCACUUGCCCAGGGGAUGGUUGAUUUUUUAGUACCUUACUGGGAAAUGGUAGAAAAUACAUAUGUGAAUACCAUCAAAACUGCCCUUAGAUGUCUAAGGGAAGAACAUUACAGAAUAGUUCAUUACACAGCAGAUAUUAGAAAACAUUUUCAAGAUUAUUUGAAACGUCCAGAUAAUAAGCAGGCGUUURUAUCUCAGUGGCAAACAGAUUUUAAUUCAGUUGCUGAUGACUUGCAAGAUGAUGAGGAAACAAAAGCUGAACUACACCAAAGAGUUAGUGACCUUAGAGAUCUUCUCUGGGAUAUCUGUAACAGCAGAAGGGAAGAAGCUGAACAGGAGCGUACUGGUAUCAUGAAUGAAGAGUGGUUACCAGAUCGUAGGGGGCUUGUAAUGAACCAUUUCUUUACACUUAUGCAGGCUGAAGUGGAUCGUUUCCAAGAUACAAAGAAACUUCUUCAGGACUAUUAUAGGACAAUGGAAGGAAAAAUCACAACAGAAGAAGAGAACCUAGUUUUUACUAGAMUCCCAUURUUAGAUAUUAUUAAUGGAGAGCAGAAGGAAGAUGAAGAUGAAUCAAGAAGGAUUCCUCUAGUUUCUUGGAAACCACCUUCACCAAGUAAUGCUGAGUCAGAAUACAGUGGAAAUGUGCGGGGGAGUGCUAAGGAUAAGCAUUCUGAAUAUGAAGUGGUCACUUAUAGGUCUGAUGAAAAUCUUAUUAUUGAUACAUGGCAAGCAGCAGUAACAGCAGUAUCAGAUAUGGUAACUGCUGAAUUAGAGGCUAGAGAAAUGGAGGAAGAACAAGAACGUCAGCUACAAGAGAUAAAUUCRAAAGCUGCAAAGAAACAACCAGGCAAAGCGACUGGGAAAGAUAAAAAAGGUGCCAAAAAGGAUUCUUCCAAAGCAUCUAACAAAAAAAAAGGAGGAAAAGCCAGUGUAGUUCCUGAAGACCCAGAGGAAGUGAGAAAACGAGAAGUGGCACUUAAAAUAAAGCAAGAAUAUUUCAGUGCCUUGAAACAUGAGGAGGCAGCCACAACAUCUCGACUAGAACUUAUAAAAGAAAAGGCUUUAGCAUUUGUUGAGGAUCUAAAAUUUAAAGCAGAAGAGGCUUAUAAAGAUAUGGAAAAGUGGCUUGGAUCCAUCUUCUUGGCAGAAGUAGCCAGUGUUGAAAAACUGAUAGAGGUUGCACGGCAUCAUGUUGAGAGUUCUAGCAAAAUCCAAUAUGAAAUUAUUUUAGAAGACACAGAUUUCUUCAUCAAUGGUGAUAUAAAAGUGUUUCCUGAUCCUCCUCCUCCCCCUGUUCCUCCACCAGAAUUUCAACGCCUAGAAACCUCUGGAAGUAAUAUUCUAACUAUUUCACAACUUAAUACACUUCAUAACCAGUUUCUACAGCUGGCACCUAAAGGUUUUCUACAAAAGAAAUUAUUUGUUGAAACUCUCGGUGGCUUGGUUAAACUGAACCUUGGAAUAAAUUGCUUUUCUGAUGCAUGGACAAACUUAACACUUACAGAUUUAGAAAAUCUGGCAUCUCCAUUCACAGUGAGCUCCGAAUUUACUGACUGGCGCAGAUUCUUGCUGGCAGUAGCACAGCCUUGGCCAGUGCCAUCUGUGACACAGCUCCUCAAAACGCUGCAUGCCUUCAAGACUGUUGAUGUCACCAGAUCAGGCUUUAUUACACUGGAACAGUAUCUGGAGGUUGGCUUAUGGUUUAAUGGAAAUGAAGAUCUAAGUGUAACAGGAAGUUGCAAAGAACCCGUGCCUUCAGACAGACUAAAACAACUCAUAAAGUUUUUCUUCAGUUUAUUUGCGUUUACCAGAAAAGACCCUGCUCUGCUGAACUAUACGAGGAUGCUGCUUUACUUUGCCUGCCACUCAGAUCCAGUUGAAGGUGUAUACAGAGCACUUAGUGUUGCUAGUGGAACACACGUUCACAGAAAAAAGAAAGCUUGUCUUCGACGUGCGGAUUCUUCAAUAUUCUYAGAUGAGAAGACUUUAAUAGAAGAUGGAAAAGAAGUUUUGAAUUACCCAGAUGAAGGAAAGAUUUCAAUGGAAUCUCUACUCAAAAUGUUUCCUAGUGAAGGAGAUAUAGAUGAAGUUUAUCACAGAUAUAGUGAUCUGCUGAAGGCAGAAAGCUAUGAUUCGAAUUUCAUCAAGAUGUACCAAGAAUUAGGUUCUGAAGACCUGAGACCCAUUGCAGUUAAACUCCUUCUGAAGCACCCUUUCAUGAAAGGGUUGAUUCACACGUGUCAAGAAUACAGUCUUCCUGAUAUAGAAAUCUUUCUCCAAAGUUCCAAAGAAACACAAUCAACUGAUGGGGAAAAAACCGCAAGUGAAGACAUUAAUAUAUGAAAAAAUGUGGUUCAUGAAUAUUAAGAAACCUUUUCUCUCAAGGUUUGUAAGAAAUGUGUCCAACUUACAACUUCCUCCGUGAGAAACGUUUUUCUGUUUAUAGUUGCAAGAGCAAAAUCCCAUUCAAAUUAAAUGUUUUCUCUUACUUCACAUAAAA